Messenger RNA from Leguminivora glycinivorella, 2719 nucleotides. RefSeq names its product protein insensitive-like. The coding region runs from base 1240 to 1743 and encodes 167 amino acids. NCBI's taxonomy places the organism in Eukaryota, Metazoa, Arthropoda, Insecta, Lepidoptera, Tortricidae. The transcript has 4 exons. The record is from RefSeq and is a predicted model, not a curated record. Gene Ontology annotation, molecular function: DNA binding.
AACAGCAAUACUCUGUCUUGGCUAACCAUCGCUAUACGUUAUGCCCUUGUAAUAAGGAUUACAAAUGUACAGUGACAGUUGUCCGAUAUGAAGAAAAUGCUCAAUGAAAAAUUGGCUAAAUAUUAAUCAGAAAACAAGCAAAAUGGGUGGAAUAUAGUUCUAUAAAUUAUUUCUUCGGAUUAGUCUGACACCGCUAUUCAGUCGCAAUGUACGCCUCUGAAUACUCCUAAGUCGGUUCGCAGUAAUCGCAGUGUCAGUUCUGGAGAUGAAAAUUCAGACUUACGUUAAUAUCUCACAACGUUUUAUUUGAAAUACCUACGUUUAUCGGUAAACAAUAACAACAAUUCAAACUUUUGCAGAUCAAUAGUCCUUCCUUUCCACAGACCUAUUGCGUACAAAAAACAAAUGUAUCCACAAAAAUAUAGACACGCCUUGCCAGCCAGGCAAGGCUCCCUGAGAAAGAAGAAUGAACAAAAGGACCGUUUUAACGGUUACGAGUCCAAAACUGAUUUGAAGACCGUAAGCCUCAAAACGAUGCGUGAUCAGGUGACUCAAACUGAUGAAGAUGAAUUGAUUACAGUGCAGUAUGUGACAAUAAAAUCUUUACGCAAACAGCUAAAGGAAGUUCACCUCCUUCUGGGGCUGAAAAACUAGAUCCUGAUGUUGCUACCGAUGUGAUAAAAAUAAAAGAGCUCAAUCAGCAGAAAACUGCCCUAAUAAAAAGUCAUAGAAGAAACCAUAAGCGCAGCUCGAGUUCUUGUAUUACGGUAAUUCAUUCAAUAUUUCAAUCAUUUAUUUGAUAUCUAUACUUGAUUAUUUAUAAUUGAUAACAAUGAAUUUUGAUUCUUUUAGGGAAUUUUAGGUCUAUUGUACUCAGAAUCACGAGUACUUUCAAUCUCACUGGGAGACAACAAGUGUCCCAGAAUUUCCAUAAAUUUUUGUUACUCCAUAAAACAUGUACGGAAAAUGGUAACAAAAUAAGAAAAAAAUGAAAAAAUCGUAUGGCACAAGUUUUUUAAUCACUAGUAUUGAAAAAGCUAGUAAUUCUAAGUAGAAAAGCAUUUUUUUUAAAUUAUCACACUUCAUAAAAGUGGCAAAAAAAAGAAAGGCUCUUUAAUAACUUUUUUUCCUUACUUGUAGGCUAAUACUCCAAACUCGGACAUUCAAUGCAUCUGUAAUGCAUCUGAUGAUGAGUGGAAGCCUGAGGAUUACAGGCCAAGCAAGCAAAAUAUUAAUGACAUGAAGAUACCUAAGGGAAAUGGGAUGGUGCCGAUUGGAGAGAGAUACGCAAUAGUGCCAGCCAGGGUCCUUAAGCAAAUUGAUUGGAGAUUAAGGAAACUGUUGACUUCGGUGUUUACACGCCGAGAGUUAGCGACUCAUUCUUUGACCGUGAAAUCUUCUCCUGCCUUUCCGGGAAAACCUGCGAAGAAACGUCUCGAUCCUGGGGGCCGAUUUUUGAGUCUCACUGUCACUAAAAUACCAGUUGAAAACGGUGAAUUGCCUAUUAUUUUCAGUGACAAUUUUCUGAAUUCGAACGUCGUGAGACUCAAAAAUCGGCCCCCUGAGCGCGUGAAUGACAUCGUGCAACUUGUUGAAAUAUCAAAAGUCAAGGCAAGCUUGGUGCGAACCAGUAUAACUACGAAAUGUGCUGAUAAGAGCAAAAUGUACCGCAGUCGUCAACAGAAUAAAAAGAAACGCUUUUCGAACCAAGAAAACUUUCCUCCAUUGCCGCAUAAUGAUUAAUAGUUUAUUAAAUGAAACUUCCCCUUGUUUAGAUAACAUAAACAUAACAUAAAACCUACUUAACCCUUCUAGUAUUUAAGUUAAGCAAAGUUAACAAAGCAUGAAUUUAACAAAUUUUUUUAUAUUUUUAAUGAACUCAGAAUAUAAGUAUGAACUAACUACCUGUAAUGUAACUUAUAAGUUAUGUGACUUAUAAAUGUAAUUGUAAGAAAAGUAUGCAAUGCCAGUGGAAUUAGCUUAGCAUAUUAGUUUAUCUGUCUCAACGUGGGUUAAUAAUAAAUAAAAAAUUAUAAAUUAAUUUGCAUAUUUAGGUUUAUGUCUCUUUUAAAUCAAUAAGAUUGUUUGAUUUUAAAGGGUACCUAAUUAAAAUGAGCACAUGCGAUAAAAUGAUUUCUAUCAGCUAAUAAUUUAAGUCUACAAAAUUACGUAGAGUAGUAGUUUUCAUUAAAUAUUUGUAAUUUAAUUUACCAUAAGGUAAGUUUUAAUUAUUUUUGCUGUAGGUUAUUGAAGGUAACUUUAAAGAGUUUAUUUUGCAAAAUUUCAUGUAGGUACAAGAAUUACGCAUGCGAUACAUUUCUAUCACCUUAUAAUUCAUAAGUCUACGAAAUUACGUAGCAUACUAGUUGUUAUUAAUUAUUGGCCAUUUCCUUGAAUUAAAGUUUGAUUUAUUUUUGCUACAUGUUAAUUGAGGUAAUUUUUUUAAUUUGUUUUGUCUUUUCACUGUACUUUAUUAUUCAUUUAUAUCAAUAGGAUUUUGUAUUGUAUAACAUAUAUGUUUACAUCAUUAUAAAUAAAUUUAUUAGUACUCAAAUUAUCAUACUUGUUUCAUUCCGCCCCAUAAGGUGAACUGAAGAUACAUACAUACAAUCACGCCUGUAUCCCAUAAAGGGGUAGGCAAAAUACACGAAACUACUAAAGCUGUAGUGCCACUCUUGGCAAAUAAGGGGUUGAAAGAAAUCGAAACUGUGACAUUGCA